Molecule: messenger RNA, 11884 nt
Organism: Anthonomus grandis grandis
Lineage: Eukaryota; Metazoa; Arthropoda; Insecta; Coleoptera; Curculionidae
Gene: fru
Product: sex determination protein fruitless
Exons: 6
Coding region: 428-1570 (380 amino acids)
Biological process (GO): regulation of transcription by RNA polymerase II
Cellular component (GO): nucleus
Molecular function (GO): protein binding
Source: RefSeq, a predicted model, not a curated record
CUUGUUUUCUACGUGUCGUGUAGUGUUUACAUAUAAUCAAAUUAAGAUUUUCUGUAACUUAUUUGUGUUUUUAAAAAGAUAAUCACUGGCGUAAUGAAAAAAGGGACAGAUACCAUCCUCCCAUGGCGCCCAUGGUGAGACCCGACAACAUUGUGUCACCCUAAACCCAUUUCGUAAUUUGGUUUUUUUUCUUUGAUUCCCGUUUUCUAAAUGUAAGUUUACACAAAAUAUCGCCCGUUUUACGCGAAAACUUCACUAAAUAUACAAAAACUCGUCCCUCGAUGUAGAUAAUUAUUAUGAAUUUGUCGCGAAAUUAUCUAUCGUUAAAAAAUCAUAACAGUAAAGUAAAUUUUUAUCUAGCUAGUUGUCUGUGAUCGUUACUCAUUUGGUCUAAAGUUGUAGGAGGUAUCAAAAUUAGAAAGCCAAAAUGGAUUCCCAACAGUACUGCCUCAGGUGGAACAAUCACUUGAAAAAUUUGACAGAUGUGCUCACUGACUUUUUAAGGGAACAAGUACUAUGUGAUGUAACAUUAGCAAGUAAUGGACAAGUUUUUCAGGCCCAUCAGAUAGUCCUUUCAGCAUGCUCCCCAUACUUCGAAACGCUUUUUAUUCAAACGCCUCACAAGCACCCAAUAGUUUUUUUAAAGGACGUGAGUCCGAACGAAGUCAAGGCGUUAUUAGACUUCAUGUACAAAGGGGAGGUGAACGUCUCUCAAAAUUUAUUGCCGGCGUUUCUAAAAACCGCAGAAAGCUUACAAAUCCGAGGCCUGUCAGAUAGUAAUAAUUUAAAUAGUCAGACAGAUGAUAGAGAAAUGGAAAACAGGCCUCCACAAGUGAGGAGGGAGCGAGAGGUACAGAGGCAAGGUAGAGAUAGCCCAUCGUUGAAGAGGAAACGGACAGCAUCGAAUAACAACUGUGAUAAUACAUCGAAUUCUGUUGAUCGGAAUGCCUCAGACUCACAGGUUUUUGUGUCCGAUUCGCCGGUAGAUAGAGAUCGCGCCGACCGGGGUCGCCCAGAGCGCGACUCGGGUGGGACGCCCUCUAUAAAGGCUGAGCCAAAUGAUCUUAAUCCGGUAGAAUCGUAUCAUUCUAUGUCAGAAGCAUUACAAACUGGCGGCAGCGUGAGCGUGCUUCAAGAAGAAGGCCGGCUGUCGCUGGGCAGUCAGCCGGACCUAUCUGAUAACAACGACCUGUCGAAUCUGGCACCACCUGACAUUACAGACACAGUAGAUGGUUCAAAAACCUGGCACAUGCGGCUAACCUUUGACAAGUUGCCGGGCGGUUGUAACCUGCACCGCUGCAAACUUUGUGGGAAAAUAGUGACGCACAUCAGAAACCACUAUCACGUGCACUUCCCCGGCAGAUUCGAGUGCCCCCUAUGCAGAGCCACCUACACUAGGAGCGACAACCUGCGCACUCACUGCAAAUUUAAACACCCCCGGUAUAAUCCGGAUACCAGGAAGUUCGACGGGGGCGGCGGCGGUGGCGGCGCCACCGGCAACAACGCGAACGCCCCCUCGAUGCUUGGGCAACAGCCAACGUUGGCGAACGCUGACGUUUCGGCCGACUGAUUUUGGCUGUACUACUAUUUCUACUAUCGGGCGAUGUGCGAUUCUUAGCGGUAGUGACAGGGCAGGUCGGUCGCGUACGAUUGCAGUUUAGGGAUGAUCGAUUAAAUUUCCUUUUGACAUGAACUUCAGAUAUACCUACAAAACACACAAUAUCCUAUUUAUUCUCUCGAUGAGGCGGUUUUUUGUAGGCUGAUGAUUUUUUUUUUAAAUCGACAACUGCAGUAGAGGUCUAGCAACUUUUAGGUAAGAUAUAUCUUAUCGGGUAUUCAAAAAAAGAAAUACUUCUGUUUAAUGGAACGUCAGGGUAGAACAUUUAGUCAUAUUUAUAAUAUCUAAGAUGCCCUAUCUAAUAAGAUGAGUUGGACGACCGUUAACCUUUUAAAAAAAAAAAUUAAAAAUUAACCAUCAUAAGACUAGAUAUUCCAGAAAUUUUAAAAAAUUUUAAAAUAAGUGAGACUGUAGGAUAUAUUCCGGGGAAGAGGAAGGUAAAGACAAUAUGUAAUAGAGUAAGACAGAUGUUGAUUGAAUGAAACUCAACUACAUUGUUAAAAUAUCAUCAAGUCCGAUAUUUCCAUUGCGUACUUUCCUGAAACAUCACAAUGUGGGGGCUGUUCACUGAUGUUCAGAAAAAUAAAAUAUAUUCUAUAUUAUUUCUUUGAUCUUUUAACCAUGGUUUUUUGCCAUGAAAUUAGGAGACUGGAGGUAAAGUGACUUACGCCAAAUGAGGUGACUCGUACGCAAAAUUGAACGAUUACUGGGUAUUUUUGUAAUUUGUAUUACUGUUUCGCAGCAACUAUUAAAAGGUGAGUCGAGCCAAUCAGAUUAAGGUAGACCAACAGAGCUGAUGUAGCUCUUUUCUGAAACUAGUUAUCGUUCAUUUUUAGGUAUGCAUGUUUAGCGUAGAGAUCAGUCUUCUUACCUGCGAUCUCCUUGCAUGACAGCCUCCAGAACUGUGACCUAAAUACUGACAUAUCUUUUUCCUAGUUUUAUUACUAUUGAUAUAAUAUUCCAACAAAAUUUAAUCCAGCUGUUAUUAUCACCAUCAGUAUUUGGAUUUUGGAAAAUUUCGAUUAGGCUUUUUAUUUAUUUAUUUCCUGUGUAGUGUCCCAUUAUAAGAUCCAUAAACAUAAUUUAAAUUUUUGAAAUAAGAAUUCUAAUAACAGAAACCGAAAAUCCAUCAAAAAAAGGCUGAAAAAUAUGUACAGACAAACUUUUAAUUAUAAAAUGUAAGGAAUUUAUUCAUCUUAAAAUCGUUAUGCUAUAUACAAAUUCACAUCCUGGGAAGGUGUACUAAAAAAAUGUAAAUCAAACAAUCAUAAAAAAGGAAAUAAGUCUUGCCAUAAUGUAGGUUUGCUAGAAAUUAAAAUAAAGAGUGUUCAACAUUCAAACUUUAUAUACUUCUGAUGUAUUUCUUUGUUGUCAUUUUAUUCGUGCCAAUGCUAAGAUUCAUUGGCUCUCGGAUUUUAGCAGAGGUGCUCAACAAAAUGACAUUGAAGAGAUUUAUUAGUUCCUAAAACUUUUAAUUGAUUUUUUUACUCUUUGGUGAAAAAGACUGUAGUAAAAUGGUUAAUGAAUAAGUUAGUACAUCUUGUAAUUUAUCGGAAUGGUUUAGCCUGUCACGAAGAAAUACUUCGAAAUUUGUAAAUAAUAACAGUAACAGUUUAGUUCGUAUAUUUUCUGGGCAUUCGUAUUAAAUUUACUUAUUUUUAAGUUUUCAUAAUAUUCUUUAGCAAACAUCCAGUAAAUCUCAAAAGAUUUGCUUAUUUUUAUUUUUUCAUAUGAUUCGUUUACAAACAUCCAAUAAAUGUUAAAAACUUUUUAUAAAAUAUUAAGUAAUAUUUAUAUGGGCUAAGCUUUAAUAAUAGAAACUGUUUCUGUAAUCUGAAAAACAGGUGGACUCAUAAAACUCAAAAUAAUAUCAUCCUAAGUAUUAUUAAUAAAUAUUACAGCCCUUGCAGAAAAUCAAGUUUAUCCACCCUCUGAGAAAGGUUAAAAACAAUCUUUGGUAUCUUAAAUAAACUCAAAGGUUUAUUCAACUAUUUUGGAAAACACCAUAAGUUUGAAACUUAUUGGUAUGAUCGUUCUUAAAAUAAUAGUAUUUCUUUGUUGUCAUUUUAUUUAUGGUUAUGCUAAGAUUCAUUGGCUCUCGAAUUUUAGCAGAAGCGCUCAACAAAAUGACAUAGAGGAGAUUUAUUUAUUAUUAUUUGUUAAAACUUACUAAUAAUUAAAAAUAAGUCAGAUGUAGGUAUAUUUUUUUUGAGUUUCUGCUUAAGUCAACCAGUUUAAAGAAAAACUCCACAUAAUUUGAAAAACAUUUGAGGUGUUAUCAUUAAUAGUAUAAUUUUUCUAGUAUAAUGACCUCAAUCCCAGCAAUAUUCGAAUUUUCCAUCAUCUUAAAGUCCUGGAAGGCUUCUUUUUAUGAAUUCCUUGGUGACGUCUGUUUCUUUUCGUGCAACAGCACUGAAAUCCUUUUUUAAUUCAGAUUUAACUUUGGGGAACACAAAAGUCACAUGAUACAAAGUCCGGCAAAUAGUAAGUAAAGUUGGGAUAUUGAAUUUAAAUAGAAACUCCCUGGUGAACAAUAGCCCGAAUCAACCCCACCUGCAGCUGAUUUUAUCCCUUUGAAAGCUGUUUUGCUUAUAAAAUUGGGUCGCAAAUCGUGGAAAUGUUAUGCACCAUUUUAGCAUGUACUUUUUGUAAGUUAAGAAGGUUUUGUGAAAAAAAUGUUUUAUUUUCUAAUUCCUACAGUUUCACUUAUGACGCGCGCAAAAUUAAAGGUCGGUUUGUGAUCCGUAUGGUCAAUCAUCAUCUAUAUUCUCUUGGUCUAUAGAAUUGUUUGAUUAUUUUAUAGUCACUCUUUGUAUUGGAAACUUUUUACUAUUUUAGGUUAGUAAAUUACACAAUGGUUUGCUAAUCGGAAAUCUGUUCCUGAAUUCUGAAUUUAACCAAGUUAUUGUUUCUUUAUGUCUAUUUUUAUGGUCUUGCUAAUAUCGCUUGCUCUUAGAUUUUAACAAAGGUAUCUAAAAAAUGUCAAUAUAUAGAUUAUUAUUUUGUUAUCACUUAGUAAAAGUGACAUUAAUUUCAGGAUUAAUAUAUUAAAACCAAAUAAAUUUACUUUUUAUUUAUUUUUUAUUAAUUUACAAGUAAUAUGGUGCCGAAAAAAUGCAUUUAAUAAAGAAUGAGAAUCAACAAAUGACAAUCAUUUUAAUAUUAUGUUCAUUGGUCUGCGUUUAUUUCUUUGUUGUCAUUUUACUCAUAUUUAUGUAGAAAUUGACUGGCUCUCGAAUUUUCGCAAUGGUACUAAACAAAAUGACAAAGAAGAGAUUUAUCUAUACGUUUUAGUAAAACAUUUAAUAAAGGUUCAAGGAAUGCUUAAAACGUGAAUUUUAUGAUUUUUUGGUGAGAAUAAGAGUAAAAAAUGCUAACAACUUUAAAAAGUCUUCGAAUUUUACGAAAAAAAAAUUAAAUUAUUGUGUUAAUUUUUAUAAAGCUUAUGUAAAUAUUAUUUCUUCAUUUAAGUUUUUUAGAUAGUAUUGUUUAAAUCAUUGGCUCUCAAAUUUAAACCUAACGAAAUGGAUGUUAGUAGAGAUUUAUUGCUCUUAAUUUCAUUAUAAAAUUAUACAUUAUAUAUCUUGAGAAUAUUACACAUACGGUUGUUAAAAAAAUUAUAUAAUUAGGAUUACUGAGCACAUUCAAAUAUUUAUUAAAAAAGGUACUUAUCUCAAAGCUGUAAAAAACCCAUUGCUUCAUAACAUUCGAAUUUAUCAAUUAAAAUGUGUAUAUUUUUCAGAUUUUAAUUGUAUUGUACUACCUAUUUUAAUACUAAAAUAAUUCUCAAAAACCGGAGAAUUUGAUUAUUUUCAAAGAGAUAUGGUUAUCUUUUUUGACGUCAUUUUGAAGAUCUUACCCUGCCCUUUUUAUCACAUUCAAAAACACUUAUAUCUGAAGAUCAUGUAAAAGUUGUUUAUCCCCAAACUGCAACCAAAAAAGACUAUCUAGCCCUUAGUUUUUAUACCUUUUUGUACUAUAUAUGUUUUCUCAAUGGUUGGUUGACUCUUUAAAAAGGUUUUAUACAUCUGUCAGUUAUUGGCACCUGUACAAAAUCUAACAAAUAAUAUAUUUAUUAGAAAAAAGUAUAUAAUAUAUAUUUAUACUUUAUAAAUAAACUGGUAUACAGAGAUAUAUGAAUAUAAAAAAUCUCCGAUAUUGCAAUAAGAAACUACUCUAUUCUAGUCUAUACACAAUCAUUUAUAUUUACUGUUACUCUUGUUUGUUUCAUUAUUGUAGCUUACACAAAGCGUUGAUUAUAUUUUGUUCAUGUAUAAAGUAUUUCAUUCAUAUCGGAUAAAAUAUUUUAUAUCGAACGACCUCUUGUACAUUUUUCUCUGGCCAAAUUGGGAGUUAAGUGCUUUAAAAAUGAUGUCUGACAUCUCUAAAUAGGUUGUUAUAAUUAUAUAUUGUUUUUUUUUUAAAGCUAAAAUUGUAAUAUAUAAAAUGCCGGUUUUGCGUGAAACAAAACUUAUAUUUUUGAGCAAUAAAACAUGAUAGUUAUAAUAUAGUAAACACUGUACAGAUUUUAUAAUUACGAUGUAAAGAAAAGUGAAAUCUGUGAUGCCUUUUCGAACGUUUUAUUAUGGCUUUAAUAUCUUAGUUAUCUUUCUUAAUUUUCCAUGGUAAUGGAAGAUAAUAGUUGAGAACUUCUAUUAUAAAUCGUUCAUUUUAUUGUUCACGUUUGCCCGUCCGAGUAAAAAAGAUAAUUUUAUCGUAUAGUAUAUUUUAUGGACUGUCUAUAAUCGAACAAAAGCGGUGCAUUAUGAUAAAAAAAUACCCAUGUAUGUCUGUAAUUUUAGAUUUUUAACAUCAUGUUUAUCGGUUGUAUUUAGGAGAGUAAAAUCCUCAGUCAAUUUUAAAGUUAAAAUAAUGUAAAUUUUCAGAAAGUAGGAUUUUACUGUUCCUAAAAAAAUGCCAAAACUCAAAAUAUUUACUUUAAUGUGACUGCAAUCACACCUUUUUAAUCGUUUAGAAACUACGUCAAUUUUAUUAUAAGUACUACUAAACCCAUUGAAUUAGUAGUAACUAGAGAUAGUAAGAACGUUAAAUUGCAUUUGCCAAUUUUAUUUGGGAAAAUUGCAAAUAAUUUGAAAAGGUUCGUUAUUAAAAACCUUUGUUCAACACGAUGCAAAGUAUCAUUCUCAGCGGCCUUUUUAGUCUAAGAUUCGAUAUGAACCAUUCUUCACCUAUAUCUGUUUAUGAUGAGAUUAUUGUCAAUGGUGCCUUAAUUAUUUUUAAAUUCUACUUCAUUGCUUCUCUUUACGAAUUUAACACCAAUUAAAACUAUAACAUAUUAAGAUGAGUUGUCCAAUUUUUUUAAUUCUUAUUAGCGGAUUGUCAGAUGCUGUGAUGCAAAGUGUGAUUUUGCUUUCUUAUUGAAAAAUUUGUAUCAAAAUAAAGAUAAUUUUUGGCUGCUUACGAAAAAUCUUUCACCUAUAUGAUAAUAGCUAUACCUAUCUCCAUUAGACGCAAGGUUAUUUUUCCCUCUUAUUUACGAAAUUAAUCAAAAGGUCUUAUUUCUUGAUAAUAAAAAAUUAAGGUAUUAGUUCCAAAAAGAUUUAUUCUAUCAAAUGCGCUUGGCCCAGUUAUUCUUGGGGAGUUUCGAUAAUUACUCGGUAAGAAAUUAAGAAUGAAUUAGUUACUAACUUAUUAGUUUUGAGAAUCAAUUAAGCAAAGUUUCCAUUAUUUUGUGUAAAAAUCAUUAAGUCUCUAGUGGAGGAUAAAUCUUAUGUCAAGGACUUGAUCAUUAGUGCCUUAAAGAAAAAAGAAUUUCUAACAAACAAAAAUCCAUGAUUUUUUUUAUUGAACAUCUUAGCUCUGAUGAAUACAUUAAGAAAACCUUGAAAAAAAUAGAGUAUUUAGAAACAUCUUUAAAUCAAUUUCUCGUAUCUUGAAAGAUAAUUUUCUAUUCCAAGUAGCUGAAUUUCUCAUUUUUCCUAGACAAUGAAAUUAGUCUUAAUUCUCUCAGGCAGCCGAAAUAAUCUUUUUAUUUCUUUAAUAUAGUUUAAGGCAUUUGUUUAUUGUUUUUGUUUGUAUAUAAAUGACUAAGUUGUUGGAAAAAAUGGAAAAAUAAUUCCUUAACUGCCUCGAAGUAAAUAAACCAAAAAAUUAAAAAUUACCAAAUUUCAAAUUACCUUCCAUCAAAUCUUCAAUUACUUUGAAACCAAAAUAAUAUUGCAAAUACUAUGUGUAAAAAUUAACUUGUGUCGUCUGCAAAUUUUAAAAUACGAAGUAAAUAAAAUACAAUUCUAUAGAUUUUUUUUACUAAAAAAAAGUUUAUUUUGAGCCCGUCACUCAAAUCUGUAAAUAUCUUAAAUCCCCUCUAUCCGUGGCUGGUAAUUUGCAUAUAAACAAGGAGAAAUUGAACUUGUAUGUUCUUAAGUUCUAAUAGAGUCUUUUAAUGAUAUUGAAAUUGAUAUUUUAAUUGAUUUUUGCCAAGUAGUUGAAAGUUCUUUUCCAGGACAUAAAUGCCUUAAGUUCUACGGAAAAUAUUUAAAAUGCUCUUAACUGAAAGAAAUCGUGAUCUGCCAUUUUUUAGCAUUUUUCGGAGGUAAUUAAGUGAUUAUUAUAAUAGUUGAAACAAUCUCUUGAUUGCUUUCAUGUAGCUAAAAGUAGUUUAAUUAUUUAUUAACUUUUUCAAGAUAUAAAUGAUCUUAAUCAACUGCUUGGAAGAAAUAAGCAAUUGUUUAUUUGAAACAAUUUUAAAAUUUCGUUUAAAUAGUUGAAUUCUUUAUUCUUUCCGGCAAUUGGAUAUCUUAAUUUUUUUUAUGGCCCCUUAUCUUGUAAUGAAGCCCUUGUCUCAUAAAUCCGCUAAAAACCCUUGAAAAAAGUACAAAUCAGUAUAAACUUCUAUUACAGGAAGUUUACUAUAGAAUCAUUUGACAACCCGUUAAUAAGAACUAUGUAGUUUUCUUUUUAAUAUCUACAAUAUUUUAAAUUAAUUAUAAAAAUGUUUUUAAAUUGUUUUAUUCUCGUAAGCAGAUGGUGAAGAAUGACUACAUCAGAUCAUGUACUAUUUUAGAUAGAAAAAUUUUCUUAUUCUUAAAAACUACGCCCGAGUGUGGCACCUUUAUCUAAACUCUAUUUUUCAGUUUCAAUUAUGACAGUGCAAUAAUAAGUUGUUAUGAUAUGUUCUAUUUAUUUAUCAUUUUUACAUAAUUUUUAUUUUGUUUUUACUAUAUUGUACAUAAGAUAUUUCUUGACAUAUAAUGAUUAUUAGUGUUUUUUUUUCAAUUAUAUAUUACAUUAUGGUAAGCUAAAGUCAAUUCUAUAUUUUUAUUAUCUUAGUAACUAAUUGAUAAAAUCCAAAUUUACAACAACAAAAACCCUAUUGGCAAUUUUUUUUUUAAAUUUUAAGACGGUAAGCGUUAAGAGAAUGUGAUAUAAGAAAGUUGUUGGUGCUACAAGCAACCUAUUUUUUGCAAUAUUAUGUAUUAACUUGUUUGUUUAUUUAAUUCAAUCUUUACGGUUAAACAUUUAAAUGAUUAAAAUUGAGCAGAUUUUAAUAUUUCCGAAAAUUAACAUUUUUUUUUUAAAUUGAAUUCACUAAAGUUCAACAAAAAAAGGGUUGCAAAACUUUUGAUAUAAGCGUUUUAUAAUGUACGAUUUUCGUGGUUUAAAGUACCUAAUAUUUCUGUAGGUAGUUUUUUGAAAAUUAUAUAUACGUCAUGCUUUUAAGGGUUCGAAAAUCUGUUAUGAAAUAACAUUGUGAAUAUACUGUAAAAAUAUACUAAUAGGUAAAUAUUUAAACGAGAAAUUCAUAUAUAUUUAAGAGUAUACAAAUUAAGUCAAUUAACGAUUUGUUGCUCAUUAAUUUUUUAAUGAAUUAACUGACAUUAAUAUAGUGUAAUCGAUUAAAUUUUAUAUAAAUAUUUUAUUGUUUGAAAUUUAUAUCUUGCCUGGAAGGUAGAUGAAAUAUUUGUUUUUAGAUCUGUAGGUUGUUUAUUAUUCUGGAUAUGAACAUUUUUCGGGACGAAGAUAGCUUGGUAAAUUUAUUAUCUUAUGAUAUUUUAAUAAAUGCCUUCGAUUUUGAAUGUUAAUUUUUAGGUACCAUUUCAUUCAGCAAUUAAUAUUUCUUAUCCACUGCAGUUAAGAAGAACGUUUAAACUAAACAAAUUAUGGUAUUUUUUUGUCCAUAGAAUUUAAAAUUAUAUACGUUGUAGAUCUGGGCUGUUAGAUGAAGGCCAAAUUAUAAACAAAUUAGCUUUCACUUUAAUAAAGAAAGAUGCAUGCAAUGUUAGACAUUCACGUAAAAACAAUAUUAUGUUAAAAACUGUGAGAAAGCUUAAGAUCAGCUUUACAGACCGUCAAAGAAGAAUGGAUAUGAUGAGUAAAGUCCUCCCACCCACUGAUUAUUAUUCUACACCUAUCCAAAGAAGACUUCCCUAUAAUCAUUUUCCUCUUACCCUCUUACAUACAAUAGCACACAUAUUAGGUUCUAAGCAACAGGAAAGAAAAGGUGAUGAGAAUAUUUCCUUUCUCUAUUGGUGCUCUAAAUAUGCGUCGUUUAAAAUGGAAAACACACACACACAAGAGAAAAAACUACUGGUCAAGAAAGAUACUUGAUAAUCCAAAAAAUAUGCUGCAAUAAUAGAGUUAGAACAUAUAUGUGAAAAUCUCCUCGCCCUACCAUCGUUUUGUAAUAAUAGUGAUAUUUCUUUUGUGAAAAUGGUGUAUUCUUACAGGAACUCGUGUUAGCAAAUUGCAAAAUAAGUAUAAAUCACAGAUUGCUUCUGUAAGUGACCCAAGUAAUAGCGUGAAAUUUUUGAUUUUUUGCAGUACUCAAAUGCAAUCUUACAUGAAAACCAAAACGAUUUAGUGUGGUCUAUGAUUCUACACUCCAACAAAAGGUGUUUAAUCUAGCUCUUUCACUUCAGUGUAGUCUCUGAUUCCAGGUUCAUAGAUAAGGUUCCAGAAAUAGUUAUGAUAUACUAGAUGCUUUAUCAGCGGCUACAUUGACCUUCGCUCCUGCGUGUCCUGGAAAUUAGUUUACUUUUGGUACUACUUAGCAUCUUUCUAAUAUUGCGUUCAGUGCUACAAAAUUUCUAUUCUUCACAGGCCAUUAGUCUAUUAUGAUCAGUCGUUAGGAAAGAAAGUAGCCCUUUCCUUUGUCCAGUAGUCCCUUUAGCUCUGCAACACUCAAAUCUUACUUUACUUCAGUAUUUUUUAUGCCAAACUUCGGUACCGACAGCUCAAAGAAACAAUAAUCUCAAGAAUACUGAUGUUGCUGCUAAAAACAUUUAUCUAUUACAUCCUACGGAAGGUCUAAGAGCACCAUCCUGGUACUCUUAGACCUUCUUAGUCCAAUAAAAGAUUGCUACUUCCAUAAUAUUUCGAUAUUGCUAAAUAUAUUUUAUAUAAAUGUUGAGAAAUCUAUGAAGCAUACGAAUUCGUAAGAUUACUUAAAUAAUUGAUUUUUGCACCAAUGACAAGACCAUGGCAACACAGCUUUGCGUACAAGCCUAUUCUCAUCAACGACCAGUAGGCUCAGAGCGUGCAGGCAGCGUGCUAGCGUUGUUGCCAUACAAUGUAUUUUACUCAAUAGUUUAAUUAUUCGACCUACAGAUCGACCAGUUAAUGCCAAAACCAACAUUGUUAUAAUGUUACAAACAAUCUAUAAGUCCUUCCACAGCAAUUUAGUGGUAUAUAUUUAUCUAUUUAAACAACUUGCGCCUAAAUAGCUGUGAAAAGAAUCUUACCAAAUUGGGUGUUAUCAAAACGCCUUCAUAAUUCAAAAUUUUGCAUUUUCGGCAGCAAAAAAAUUUGACUUUUCACUUUUGUGCCAACUAUACUAUACCCCAAAACAACUAAAAUAAUGCUCAUAAUAAAUAACUCGAGGUUUUUAUUUAAAACCCAUUGUUGUUUUCCAGAAUUAUGUUUGUUUAGCAAAAAGGCGUUAAAGAAAAAUGGGAUUUUUAAAGAAUUACAGGAAUCCUCCUAGUGAAAAAUACGGGUAAAAAAGUUUAUUGAGAGGUAUAGAGAUUUUUUGCUAGACAAAUUAAUGGAGAUCUUUAUUAUUUUUAUUAUUAUAAUUAUUAUUAUUAUUAUUAUUAUAUUGAAUGCUUCUUAACACAAAUCUACUUUCUAAACUUUAUUAUUAAGAAUUAUUACUCUUUGUUACUUAAAAUGAGUUAAGUUUAUAUUUAGCGUUUGAAUUUAUAAUAUUGAAUCAUAUUAUAUUUAAGAAUAACGAAUAUUUGAUUUCUUUUGAAGCAUUUAUUGUGUAUUUUAUUAUUUUUUAUUAAAAAUGGUGUGUUUCAAAAA